GGCUAUAGCCACUGCCACCACCUUCCCCACCACCACCACCACCAACUCCAUACCUCCUUAUAAUUCUUCCAUAAAAGCCUCACUCUCACUUCUGCUACUUCUCCUUUCUACUUCCACUUGCUCUGCGCAUCAACCCUUCACUACCACCGUCCACGGCGGUGCUUAAUUCCAUAUCCUUUUUUCUUUUCGUUUAUUUUUUUUAGAUAGUGUAGUUAGAACUAGAGGAAACAAAAAGCAUGGGGUGCACUGCAUCCAAGCUGGACAACGAGGACACGGUCCGCCGGUGCAAGGACCGGCGCCACCACAUGAAAGCUGCCGUCUACGCCCGCCAUCACUUGGCAGCUGCUCACUCCGACUACUGCCGCUCCCUCAUCCGAACCGGCUCGGCCCUCUCCACUUUUGCAGCUGGAGAACCACUCGCCGUCUCCGACCGCACCGCUCCGGUAUUCCUUCGCAGCCCCUCCUCCUCCUCCACCACCACAGCUACCAUAAAACCCCUCGUCCCCCGCCUCCGCACGCCACAUCCCUUCUCCAUCCCCAUCCGCCUCCCUACGCCACCACCCUCAACCCCCACCCCAGCCCGAGUACUCCCCCUCCAUUUCCUCCUCAAAACUCCCCACAUCCUCUCCUCCUCCCAUCAACAACGUCGGAAAAAACCCAUCAAGCUCCCCCACAUUCUCUCGGAUUCCAGUUUCACUUCUUCGCCCACCCAGAAAGCCCCUCACGAUUUUAACGACAAUCCAUUCUUUACCUACAAUGCAAAAGCGAAUUCCAGCUACACGAACACUCCUUCCCAGACGUCGUCCGUAUGGAACUGGGAGAAUUUCUACCCGCCAUCUCCUCCUGACUCCGAAUACUUUGAGCAAUUGAACAAUAAAAGGUCCAACCGUCCUGCUGCCCACAGGGACAAUGGGAGUGACAUGGAUGAGGUACAUGAUGAUGAAGAUGAGAAGGGUUCAAGAUAUAGUACGUCUCAUUCGAAUUAUUCGAACCAUCAAUCCCAUAAUCAGCAGCAGGGUAUUAACAACAAUAAGCAAUUCGACUUUUUUGACGAUGAUAAGGCCUCUAGUUACUCUUCUUACUCGAGUUACUCGCGAAAUGAGAAGAAUGAUUUUGGGAAGCCAGGUAAACUCGGUAGAAAAGUUGUUAGUGGUAAUUCUCCGCAUCAUCUCAAUAGAUGGGAUAGUGAGGAGGAGGAGGAGGAAGAUAGGGAGACUGAGAGAGAGACAGAGAGGGAGGAAGUUCAGUGUAGUGAGUGGGGGGACCACGAUCAUUAUAGCACAACAACUUCAUCAUCAUCUGAUCAUGAGGAGUCUAGAUCUGGGAUAGGGAUAGGGACCAGGUCGAAUAUGGGGUCGAAAAAUGGAGCUGGAAAUGGUGUUGCUGCUGAUGCUAAUGUUAAUUCUGGUGGUAAAAUGGCAUUUGAUUCGGGUGUGGAGUUGGGUCAUGCUGUGUUUCAGGGUAAAGCAGAGAAGUUUUCGACAGCUGACGGGUCGUCGACUGCUAGCUGGGGGAAUAAUGGGAAAGGGGAUAGAGAGAUUGUCUCUGAUAGGAGAAUUGCAGUGAGGCACAAGGAUUUGGCUGAGAUUGGGGCUGCAAUCAAGAUGUAUUUUGAUCAAGCUGCAGCUGCUGGUGGGCAGGUUUCUGCGAUGCUGGAAACCGAAAGAGCUCAGCUUGAUCGGAGCUUCACCAAGCUUAAAAAGACGGUUUAUCAUUCAAGUGGAGUUUUCAGUAACUUAAGCUCCAGCUGGACUUCAAAGCCACCAAUAGCUGUUAAGUACAAAUUUGAACCAGGCUCCCUCGAGGAAUCAGGAGGUUCGAAUAGCCUUUGUUCCACUUUAGAAAGACUCUUGGCUUGGGAAAAGAAACUUUACCAGGAAGUGAAGGCUAGAGAAGGUGUGAAGAUUGACCAUGAAAAGAAGUUAUCAGCGCUCCAAAGUCAAGAGUACAGAGGGGAUGAGGAAGCCAAGUUGGACAAGACCAAGGCCUCUAUCAAGAGACUGCAAUCUCUAAUUCUGGUCACAUCUCAGGCUGUGUCUACUACCUCCACAGCCAUUGUUGGUCUUAGGGACUCUGAACUUGUUCCCCAGCUCGUUGGACUCUGCCAUGGGUUCAUGUACAUGUGGAAAUCAAUGAACCAAUAUCAUGAGGUUCAGUAUGAUAUUGUACAGCAAGUCCAGGGCCUUGUCAACCGAACAACCCAAGGUGAAUCAACCUCUGACCUGCAUAGACAAGCAACACGGGAUCUCGAGUCUGCGGUGUCUGCGUGGCACUCUAGUUUCUGCCGCUUGAUGAAAUUCCAAAGGGAAUUCAUCCGCUCCCUCCAUGAAUGGUUCAAGCUCACUUUUCUCCCUGUCAGCAGUGAACAAACUAACGGCAACAGGGAACAUUCUGAAGUUUUUGCCUUCUGUGAUGAGUGGAAGCUCGCCCUUGACCGUAUACCUGACACGGUUGCAUCUGAAGCUGUCAAAAGUUUCAUAAACGUUGUCAAUUCAAUAUCUUUGAAACAAAGAGAGGAGCUCAAAAUCAGGCGAACUGAAUCUGCAUCCAAAGAGCUCGAGAAAAAGGCAUCGUCCCUCAGGAACAUAGAAAAGAAAUAUUACAACUCGUACUCCAUGGUUGGCAUUGGCCUUCCUGAUACUGGCCCUGAUAAUUGGCAUGCUUUGGAUGCACGUGACCCUCUAGCUGAGAAAAAGCUUGAGCUUGCAGCUUGCCAGAGGCGAGUUGCAGAUGAGAUGCUGAAGCACUCCAAGGCAGUUGAGGUGACUCGGUCGAACACUUUGAACAACAUCCAGACAGGGUUGCCAGGUGUUUUCCAAGCCAUGACCAGCUUUUCUGCCAUGAUCGCUGGGGCACUUGAAGCAGUUUGCACGCAUUCCUAUGCUAUAAGAUAGAUGAGAUUCUAUUGAAAAGUGUUACUAUACUAUAUUCCUUUAUUCCCUGGUCCAGGUCUCGUAGGAACUAGAAAAGGCUUGCAUUUUUCCACGGCAGGCUCUUUUCUUCUUUUGCAAUUUUUUGGCUUUUUUGUCUCGUGAUGCUUUGCGUUUUGUGUCGUAAACAUGUAGAUAUCUUGAAUUUUGCAAUUUUGUCACCGUUUUGUUCGUGGGAGGGGAAUGAAUACAUUUGUACAGGAAGGUGCUUGAACUAUUUGUAUCAGAGGUAAAACGUUAAUAGCAGAUGAAUAAAUCUAUUUAUUGCAAUUUGCAACUGCCA
This is a messenger RNA of Coffea arabica (coffee), 3213 nucleotides long. Its product is annotated as nitrate regulatory gene2 protein-like. NCBI's taxonomy places the organism in Eukaryota, Viridiplantae, Streptophyta, Magnoliopsida, Gentianales, Rubiaceae. The record is from RefSeq and is a predicted model, not a curated record.